GAUAAGUGACCAAAAUCAUUAUGUUUCCGUUUCAUAAUUCAUUUCGCUCUAUUAUUAAGUCCCAGUUAAAUGCAUUUCUUCAGUCCAAGCCAGAGUAUAUACUCAAUGCUAGUAGAACAUACUCAGAGAAGGAUAAUAUAAAUUCAGAUAUGGUUGACCCAAAAAGAGUAGUGAGUUAUGAUGACAUGUUGAAGGUGAUUCAUCAGCCAGAGAAGGUAAUCAUUGAUGUCCGAGAACCUGAGGAAGUACAAAGUACUGGCCAGAUACCAUCCAGCAUCAAUAUACCAUUGAAAUCUGUACAUGAGGCAUUGGUAUCUAUGUCACACGAAGAUUUUAGACGGCAGUACCACCGUGAAAAGCCAUCUAACUCUGACGAGCUAAUCUUCUAUUGUCAAUCUGGACGACGUUCUUCUGAAGCUCUAAGCCAAGCCCUGAAGAUUGGUUACGUCAAUUCUAAAACUUAUUUGGGAAGCUGGUCGGAGUGGUCAAAGAAAAGCAAGUGACAGUGAGGCAGUAGGUACAUAAUAAAAAUGUGAUUUGUCAAAAUGUGCAAUAAAAUGGUGCUUUGGUUUUAAA
Molecule: messenger RNA, 576 nt
Organism: Spodoptera exigua (beet armyworm)
Lineage: Eukaryota; Metazoa; Arthropoda; Insecta; Lepidoptera; Noctuidae
Source: the annotation of a GenBank genome assembly